AUGACGGUAAAAACUCGUGCAAAUGCUGCGAAAAAACACGAAAAAUGCGAAAAUGGAGAAAAUGCUCAAUAUUUGGCAAUAAAUCCUGAUGAAAUUGCAAAACUUCAAGAAGAAUCCAAAAAAAUUCCAUACAAAAUGGAGAUUGUUUGGAGAAAUGUCGCACUUUUUGGAGCACUUCAUUUUGGAGCUGCUAUUGGAUUGUAUCAAUUGAUUUUUGACGCGAAAUGGCCUACUGUCCUUUUUAGUGAGUUUUUUGGGAAUCAUUUGGGAGAAUUCAGAAAUUUUUAGAAAAAAUUUUUUUCAAAAAAUCAGAAAUCGGAAACUAAAAAGUUUUGAUGAAAAAUUACGUUUUCGACAAUUUCUGAAUUUUUUUGUACAGAAUGGUUUUCAUCUGAAUUAACUCUUUUUUUUAAUUUCAAAAAGUUGUUCUACAAUUAUUAUUUGACGAUUCCUCUUUCAUUUUCAUACCUGAAUCACCCCAUUUCUCCCAAAAAAUUUUUGGAAAACCCAAAAAAAAUUCCCUAGAUCAUUUUGUGAGUGUUCUAAUUUGUGUUGAUCAAACAUUUCAUUUUUCCAAUUCCUCUCAAAUUGAUAACGCUACAAAUUGUUGCGAAAAAUCGCCUGAUUUUAUUCGAUUCCGUUUCGUUUCCUCAAAAAACAUUCAAGUAGUCACGUUUUUUCAACCUCCAAUUUUUGAAACAUAAAUUGUCCCGAAGAUGAUAAAUUGCAACGAGGUAGAAAAUUCUUAUCACUUACAAAAAUGAAAACAAAAAGAACAAGCAAAAAAAAGUGAUAAUAAUCGAAUGAUCAUCGUCCGAUUUUUUCAGCCUUCAUGAUGUAUGUUUUGGGAGGAUUUGGAAUAACAGCCGGUGCACAUCGAUUAUGGUCACAUAAAUCAUACAAAGCCAAAACACCAAUGAGAGUUUUCUUAAUGUUAUUGAAUAAUAUUGCACUUCAAAAUGACAUUAUUGAAUGGGCUCGUGAUCAUAGAUGUCAUCAUAAAUGGACUGACACAGAUGCUGAUCCACAUAACACAACUCGCGGUUUCUUUUUCGCACAUAUGGGAUGGCUUCUUGUUCGUAAACAUCCACAAGUUAAAGAAGCAGGAGCUAAAUUGGAUCUCUCUGAUUUGUUAAGCGAUCCAGUUUUGGUUUUCCAACGCAAACAUUAUUUCCCAUUGGUUAUUCUUUCGUGCUUCGUUUUUCCAACAAUUGUUCCAGUUUAUUUCUGGGGAGAAUCUGCAUUGGUUGCUUUUUAUACUGCUGCCGUAUUCAGAUAUGCUUUCACUCUUCAUGCUACUUGGUGUAUUAACAGUGCUGCUCAUUAGUGAGUUUUUUUUUUAAAAUUAUUGGGAGAUGCGAUUACGCGAUUACUGGUCUAAUGAACUUUAAAAAAUUUACUUCGGCCCACAAAAUUUCAAAUUUUUCAAUUUUCAGCUUCGGAUGGAAACCAUAUGAUCACUCAAUUUCCCCAGUCGAAAAUGUUUUCACAACAAUCGCAGCUGUCGGAGAAGGUGGUCACAACUUCCAUCACACAUUCCCACAAGACUACAGAACUUCUGAAUAUUCAAUGAAAUUCAAUUGGACACGUGUUCUCAUUGAUUCAGCGGCUGCAAUUGGUUUGGUUUAUGAUAGAAAAACUGCAUCGCAAGAAAUGAUUAAUCGACAAGUUGAUUCUCAUGGAUCACACGAUCAUUGGAAAAAAUCAAUGAUGUAA
Molecule: messenger RNA, 1716 nt
Organism: Caenorhabditis angaria
Lineage: Eukaryota; Metazoa; Nematoda; Chromadorea; Rhabditida; Rhabditidae
Source: the annotation of a GenBank genome assembly